Helianthus annuus (common sunflower) is the source of this 522-nucleotide messenger RNA. RefSeq lists its product as uncharacterized. The coding region runs from base 1 to 522 and encodes 173 amino acids. NCBI's taxonomy places the organism in Eukaryota, Viridiplantae, Streptophyta, Magnoliopsida, Asterales, Asteraceae. The record is from RefSeq and is a predicted model, not a curated record. The transcript has a single exon.
AUGAACCUCAAAGGUAGACAAUUGCCACCCUUAUCACCACUUAAGCGAAAAGAAAGGAAUGAAAUGUUUGACUUGAGGAAGCAGUCAAAGAUAAUAAGACCGGCCCCACCAAAGCCAGCCAAGCCAAUGCCUAAGCCGGUUCCACUCCGAGCCAUGGCUCCAACCAAGCCAUCUAAAGCCGAGGCUCAUCCAUCAGCUCAAGCGAACAUGCUCCUAGCCGGGUAUAUGGCUCAUGAGUUCCUAACUAAAGGCACAUUGUUAGGCCAGUUAUAUGAUCCGACUAAAGCCGAUGUUCCACCAGCCGCUAUUAGGACAAUGAGGAAGCCGAACAAUGGUUUGGUCAAUUGGGGAAACGGAAAAGCAGUUGAGCUAGAGCCAAAGCCAAGCGAGAAUAAAAUUAGGCUCGAGCUGGAGCUAGCUAAGAAUCAAAGAUAUGUUGAAGUGUCUAAGUUGUUAAAGGAUGGGGCGCAUAUAGCGGGCGUUGUCAAUCCUUCACAACUUGCUAGAAUAUUGCAUCGCUAA